Messenger RNA from Trematosphaeria pertusa, 1644 nucleotides. Its product is annotated as putative AMP-binding enzyme. The coding region runs from base 1 to 1644 and encodes 547 amino acids. The record is from RefSeq and is a predicted model, not a curated record. The transcript is spliced from 3 exons. Lineage: Eukaryota; Fungi; Ascomycota; Dothideomycetes; Pleosporales; Trematosphaeriaceae.
AUGGCGACCGAAACAUCACUAACCACGAAUGGCUACGUUAAGCUAGAAGAUGAAGUUCGCACCAUAGGCCACCGACACCUCAUCCAACUCCUCGACCACUACGCCAAAACGGAGCCAGAUCGCGCGUACCUCUCAAUCCCGGUGGAUCAGAAAGAUCUUUCUGCAGGCUUCAAGGACGUCUCCUACGGCGCCUUUGCCAAUGCAGUAGAUCACUGCGUCCACUGGCUCAACAGCGUCCUUCCGCUGGCCACGGAGCCUUUUGAGACCGUUGCGUAUAGCGGACCUAGGGAUAUCAGGUACCCGAUGCUGGCAUGCGCGCUCGCGAAGUUGGAGAGGAAGUUGUUGUUUCCGAGUCCGGCGGCAACGCCCGCGGGUCAGGCGCAUUUGGUACGGAAGACGGAGUGUAGAACGUUCUUUUACGGUGGCUUGUUGAAGCCCGUCGUCGAGAGUGUUGUGGCCGAGGUGCAGGAAUGGCAGGUGCAGGUGGACAAAGUGUCGGAAGUGGAGGAGUUCCUGCGAGAAGAGAAAGCGCGGGAGUGGCCGUGGAAGAAGAGCUGGAAUGAGGCGCGAGACCUGCCCUGGCUUAUUUUGCAUACUUCGGGCACGACGGGCUUUCCGAAGCCGAUUAUCCUGACGCAUGAGAUGCUGGUGCUAGUCGAUGCUUCUAAAUUGAUGCCGGAGUUCCAAGGCGUUGAGAAUAGGUUUGACAAGCAUCUAGAGGGUCGGAGGUGGUUUAACACCAUGCCUACUCUUCACAUGGUCGGCAUGUACAUGGCGCUACAGUGGGCCAUGGUCUGCGGUGGGGUCGCAAUCUUCGGGCCCUCAGAAAACGUUACAACGGCUGGCAUCCGGGACACUCUCCGCUAUGGCCGGUGCCAGGCUAUGAUGACGUCUCCCUUAUCCAUCGACGCUCUGGUUGCCGAUCCUCUCGGUCUCGAAUCUCUUCGCAAUUUGGAGUUCGUCUACUUUGGUGGCGCUCCAUUGUCGCGAUCAGCCGCAGAAAAGCUGACACCUUACCCGUGCAAGCUCUUUAUCAGGCUGACGGGCGAGGACGAUUGGGAGUACCACAAGUUCGCGCCUUCCAACGGGAUCGAGUUUGAGAAAGUGGAUGGAGACGUCCAUGAGAUGAUUAUCGUCCGAAAGUCCGAGCUGGCACGCUGGCAGCAGAUUUUCUGGGUGUAUCCAGAACUGGACAUCUUCCGGACUGGUGAUCUCUGGGUGGAGCAUAAGUCGAGAGCUGGCAGGUGGAAAGUAGUUGGGAGGACAGACGACUUGAUUGUAUUCAAAACUGGACUGAAGAUGAACGCAGCAGAAGUCGAGCGAGAGUUGAGUCAUUGCGCUGGUGUCGCCGGGGUGGUGAUUGGCGGUCAGAACAUGGCGCGUCCGUUUGUUCUGGUCGAAUGGACGGAUGAUGGUGUUGAUGAUGAGCGGAAGCUUGAGCGGCUGUGGCCGGCGAUACAGAAGGUUAAUGAGCGGUGCGCUGAGGUGGUGAGGAUACCGAAGGAUCAGGUGCUCUUUACGAAGCCUGAGAAGAAGUUGGCGAGGAAUGUGAAGGGUGGACCCGUGAGGAAAGCGAGCCUCAAGUUGUAUGAAGAAGAGAUUGCGAGACUGUAUGCCAUCGAAAGGCUGAAGUCGCUUCGCUAG